Messenger RNA from Fulmarus glacialis (Northern fulmar), 1795 nucleotides. RefSeq names its product translocase of outer mitochondrial membrane 70 homolog A (S. cerevisiae) (gene TOMM70). The annotation marks the transcript as partial. The record is from RefSeq and is a predicted model, not a curated record. Gene Ontology annotation, molecular function: protein binding. The transcript has 11 exons. NCBI's taxonomy places the organism in Eukaryota, Metazoa, Chordata, Aves, Procellariiformes, Procellariidae.
AGCCCUCUUGAUAGAGCCCAAGCAGCCAAGAACAAAGGAAACAAAUAUUUUAAAGCAGGAAAAUAUGAGCAAGCUAUUCAGUGUUAUACUGAGGCUAUCAGCCUGUGCCCUCCUGAGAAAAACCUUGAUCUUUCUACCUUCUAUCAAAAUAGAGCUGCUGCCUAUGAACAACUGCAAAAAUGGACAGAAGUGGCACAAGACUGCACAAAGGCUGUUGAGCUUAAUCCUAAAUAUGUAAAAGCUCUCUUCAGGCGCGCAAAAGCUCAUGAGAAGCUAGACAAUAAGAAGGAAUGUUUAGAAGAUGUCACUGCAGUCUGCAUUUUAGAAGCCUUCCAAAACCAGCAAAGUAUGUUAUUAGCUGAUAAAGUUCUUAAACUUCUUGGAAAAGAAAAGGCCAAAGAGAAAUACAAGAAUCGUGAGCCUCUGAUGCCCUCACCACAGUUCAUUAAAUCCUACUUCAGUUCUUUCACAGAUGAUAUAAUCUCCCAACCUUUGCUUAAGGGUGAGAAAUCAGAUGAAGAUAAGGAUAAGGAGGGAGAGGCUUCUGAAGUAAAAGAAAACUCUGGCUAUUUGAGAGCAAAACAAUAUAUGGAAGAAGAGAACUAUGACAAAAUUAUCAGUGAAAGCACAAAAGAAAUUGAAGCAAAGGGAAAAUACAUGGCCGAAGCUUUGCUUCUGCGAGCUACUUUCUACUUACUUAUUGGCAAUGCAAAUGCUGCCAAACCAGACCUAGAUCAGGUCAUCAGCAUGGAAGAUGCAAAUGUGAAGCUCCGAGCUAAUGCUUUGAUCAAACGAGGAAGUAUGUAUAUGCAGCAGCAGCAACCUGUGCUGUCCACUCAAGACUUUAACAUGGCUGCUGAUAUUGAUCCUCAGAAUGCAGAUGUUUACCACCAUCGAGGACAACUGAAAAUCCUGCUUGACCAAAUUGAAGAGGCUGUGGAAGACUUUGAUGAAUGUAUCCGAUUGCGACCUGAUUCUGCCUUGGCUCAAGCACAGAAAUGUUUUGCUCUGUAUCGCCAAGCUUAUACAGGAAAUAAUCCUUUGCCUGUGCAAGUAGCCAUGAAAGGCUUUGAAGAUGUCAUUAAAAAAUUUCCAAAGUGUGCUGAAGGCUAUGCGCUCUAUGCUCAGGCACUAACUGAUCAACAGCAGUUUGGCAAGGCUGAUGAAAUGUAUGAUAAAUGCAUUGACCUUGAGCCAGACAAUGCCACUACAUAUGUUCAUAAAGGUUUACUUCAGCUCCAGUGGAAGCAAGAUUUAGACAAAGGAUUAGAACUCAUAAGCAAGGCCAUUGAAAUUGAUAACAAAUGUGAUUUUGCAUAUGAAACCAUGGGAACGAUUGAAGUGCAAAGAGGUAAUCUGGAUAAAGCCAUUGAAAUGUUCAACAAAGCUAUCAACCUGGCCAAAUCUGAAAUGGAGAUGGCCCACCUCUACUCACUCUGUGAUGCUGCCUAUGCCCAGACAGAAGUUGCAAAGAAGUAUGGAUUGAAACCACCAACACUGUAAAGACACGAGGAGGAAAUGACCUUCUAAAGUGAAGUUGCCCACUUCAGCCAGCCCUAAAGACGCUGUUGCAGACCAUGUUGAAUGGUGGAACUUAGUUUUUUCCCGUUCGUGGUGUUGUCAUUUGCUGCAUCUGUUAAAUGUUUAGGUGUUGUGGGAGUGGUUGUUCAAGGAAGUAUGCAGUGUUGCAUCUUGUUCCUUCUGCAGCAGAAACCUUAAAGCGUGUUAAGGGAAUUAAAGUUGCAGGGGAACAAAAGGAAGCUAUUUUGGCCAUGCAAAUAAAAACUUCACACUG